AUGUGGUGUCUAGGUCAGGAGCCCAGUGACAAAGCUCACACAGGGUGGGUUGACUCCUAUGAUGUGACUGUGGAAGAAGACCUUGGAGAAAUUCAGCUAAUAAAAAUUGAGAAGCGAAAAUAUUGGUACCAGGAUGACUGGUACCUGAAGUAUAUCACUGUAAAAACACCAAUGGGUGACUAUUUGGAGUUCCCAUGUUACCGUUGGAUUACAGAUGAAAAAGAGAUUGUCCUUCGAGAUGGAAGAGCAAAGCUCCCCAGGGAUGACAAGACCCAGAUUCUCAAGCAGCACAGACGCAAAGAGCUUGAGACACGUCAGAAAAUGUACCGCUGGAAGGAGUGGCAUCCUGGCUUUCCCCUGAGCAUCGAUGCCCAUUCUCACAGUGAUCUGCCUCGUGACAUCCAGUUUGACAAUGAGAAAGGAAUUGACUUCAUUCUGAAUUACUCUAAAGCGAUGGAGAAUCUUUAUAUCAACCGUUUCAUGCAUAUGUUCCAGUCUUCAUGGAAUGAUUUUGCAGAUUUUGAGAGGAUCUUUGUCAGAAUCAGCAACACAAUCUCUGAAUACGUGAUGCAGCACUGGAAGGAAGAUUUUAUGUUUGGCUACCAGUUCCUGAAUGGAUGCAAUCCUGUACUGAUCCAGAGAUGCACAGAGAUACCCAAGAAGUUGCCUGUGACUAUGGAAAUGGUAGAGUGCAGUCUGGAGAGGAACUUGACCCUGGAGGAGGAAGUGGAGCAAGGAAACAUUUUCAUUGUGGACUACGAGCUGCUGGAUGGUGUGGAUGCCAAUAAAACAGACCCAUGCACUAUACAGUACUUGGCUGCACCCAUCUGUCUGCUGUAUAAGAAUCUGGAGAAUAAGAUUGUACCCAUUGCAAUCCAGCUUGGUCAAAAGCCUGGGCCAGACAAUCCCAUAUUCCUUCCUUCAGAUGCCACAUAUGACUGGCUGCUAGCUAAAAUCUGGGUUCGCUCAUCUGAUUUCCAUAUCCACCAGACAGUUACCCAUCUCUUACGGACACACUUAGUCUCAGAGGUGUUCAGCAUAGCUAUGUUCCGUCAGCUGCCUGCUGUACAUCCCCUUUUCAAGCUCUUGGUGCCACAUAUGCGGUUCACAAUAGCCAUCAAUACCAAAGCCCGAGAACAGCUUAUCUGUGAAUGUGGCCUUUUUGAUAAGGCAAAUGCUACAGGCGGAGGAGGACAUGUACAAAUGGUACAGAAAGCAAUGAAGGAUCUGACUUAUAGCUCCCUCUGCUUCCCUGAGGAGAUCAAAGCUAAAGGGAUGGACAGCAAAGAGGAUAUCCCCUACUACUAUUACCGGGAUGACGGCAUUAAAGUCUGGGAGGCUAUAAAGAGGUUUGCAGAGGAUGUGAUUCACCUCUACUAUGAGAGCGACGAGGUGGUGUGUGAGGAUGUGGAGCUGCAGGCCUUCGUCAAAGACAUUUACGUCUAUGGAAUGAGGGGUGUGAAGGCCUCAGGGUUUCCUAAGACGAUCAGGACACGAGAGAAGCUAGCAGAAUAUCUCACGGUAGUAAUAUUCACCACAUCAGCCCAGCAUGCAGCUGUGAAUUUUGGUCAGUAUGACUGGUGUUCCUGGAUUCCCAAUGCCCCACCAACAAUGCGCUGCCCUCCUCCAACAGAAAAGGGAACAGUCACCAUCGAACAAAUUGUGGAGAGUCUGCCAGACAGAGGACGUUCUUGUUGGCAUCUUGGAGCUGUCUGGGCCUUGAGCCAGUUCCAGGACAAUGAACUGUUUCUGGGCACAUACCCAGAUGAACACUUCGUGGAGAAGCCAGUGAAAGAGGCUAUGGCAAAAUUCCGCAAGAAUCUGGAUGAGAUUGUCAACGCCAUCACUGAGCGCAACAAGAACAAAAAGCUUCCUUACUACUAUCUUUCCCCAGAUCACAUUCCCAACAGUGUUGCUGUUUGAGCAGAUACCCAGGAGAGUUUGGGGGGGUGUAAAGCUAAUGAUACUUUCCUGUUACAUAUGUCCCUUUUCAAUGAACUUUCAGAAAUGGAUAAAAUAAGACACCCACCCUCUCCAUCAGAGCUGACCCAUGGUCUAUUUGGACUUUAAAAACAAAUUUGAUUGUGACUGAUCUUGCAGACAAAGUCUACUUGACAACCCUCUAGGUUAACUUUAUUACAAGUUUAU
This is a messenger RNA of Opisthocomus hoazin, 2148 nucleotides long. The record is from RefSeq and is a predicted model, not a curated record. NCBI's taxonomy places the organism in Eukaryota, Metazoa, Chordata, Aves, Opisthocomiformes, Opisthocomidae.